CCCGCCCAACUCAAUUCUGACCUUUCGUUGUUGGGGUCACAAACUCUUCUUUUCCUCUCUUCCUGAAUUCUAAAAACGGUUCUCUUCCAAUGAACAGUCUCUGAUUCUGAAAUUUCUGCCGAAUCGAUAAAAUUUUUCUUCCAUCUGAAAUCCGCAAUUCUAACUUUUAUCUAUAGGUGGUAAGAACCAAUGUAAUGUUGUACGGACCGGGAACAAUUUCUGGACGAGAAUCAGCUGCUUAGGGUUUUCUGCCAAUCGAAGGUAUUGUCCUCGUGGUUGGCUCUCGGCUGUUCUUCUCCGUGGGAGGACUCUGGAGUCUAAAUCAUGCCGUCGAACCAUUUCCAGAACGGUAUUGAGAAGGCGAAGCAUGUCUGGUCUCGACUGCCAAGCUCGGAGGAAGCUGAAGAACAAGAUGGAGUGGAAUUAUCGAGGAAGCGUAAUGGCACCAACGUCGAGAGUCUCGAUUAUGAAGUCAUCGAGAAUUACGCCUAUAGGAAACAACAGGCGCAAAGGGGAAGGCUAUAUAUUGGAUGUUAUGUUGCGGUGAAAUGGUUCUUUGCAUUGCUCAUUGGAAUCGGCACUGGAUUAGCUGCUGUGUUCAUCAAUCUUGCUGUGGAGAACUUUGCUGGGUGGAAGUUUGCAGCAACAUUUUCUAUUAUACAAAGUUCAUACCUGGCAGGAUUUAUAGUAUACAUAUUAAUCAACUUGGCUUUAGUCUUUUCUUCUGUAUAUAUUGUCACACAAUUUGCCCCAGCAGCAGCAGGAUCUGGUAUUCCUGAAAUUAAGGGUUAUUUGAAUGGUAUUGAUACACAUGGUGUCCUUCUUUUUAGAACCUUGAUCGGAAAGAUAUUUGGAAGCAUUGGUUCAGUGGGAGGAGGCCUUGCCCUUGGCAAAGAAGGCCCUCUUGUUCAUACUGGUGCUUGUAUUGCUUCUCUUCUUGGACAAGGUGGAUCUACAAAGUAUCAUCUGAACUCAAGGUGGCUACAUAUGUUUAAAAGUGAUCGACAUCGGCGCGAUCUUGUAACCUGUGGAUGUGCAGCUGGAGUUGCUGCUGCAUUUAGAGCUCCAGUUGGUGGUGUAUUAUUUGCCCUAGAAGAGGUUACAUCUUGGUGGAGGAGCCAACUAAUGUGGCGUGUCUUUUUCACAUCUGCUGUUGUCGCUGUUGUGGUGCGCACUGCAAUGGGCUGGUGUAAAAGUGGAAAGUGUGGGCAUUUUGGUUCUGGUGGUUUUAUAAUCUGGGACAUAUCUGGUGGUCAAAAUGACUACUCAUUUGAGGAAUUAUUGCCAAUGGCUGUCAUUGGGGUUAUUGGAGGUCUUCUUGGGGCCUUAUUUAAUCAGCUGACUCUGUAUAUAACUUACUGGCGCCGUAAAUAUUUACACAAAAAGGGAAACAGAGUUAAGAUUAUUGAAGCAUGCCUUAUCUCUCUGAUAACCUCAACCAUCUCUUUUGGAUUGCCACUUCUAAGAAAAUGCAGUCCAUGCCCAAAAUUGGAAACUAAUUCUUCUAUAGAAUGCCCUCGUCCACCAGGAAUGUAUGGAAAUUAUGUGAAUUUUUACUGCAAAAGGGAUAGUGAAUACAAUGAUUUGGCAACUAUUUUUUUCAACACUCAGGAUGAUGCCAUACGCAAUUUAUUUAGUGCAAGGACAUUUCACGAGUACAGUGCACAAAGCCUUCUAACCUUUUUGGUUAUGUUUUAUACAUUGGCAGUGGUGACAUUUGGUACUGCUGUUCCGGCUGGUCAAUUUGUUCCCGAAAUAAUGAUAGGUUCAACAUAUGGACGGCUUGUGGGGAUGUUUGUGGUUAACUUUUACAAGAAGCUCAACAUUGAGGAGGGAACGUAUGCCCUACUUGGUGCUGCUUCUUUCCUUGGAGGUUCCAUGAGGAUGACAGUAUCUCUUUGUGUCAUUAUGGUUGAAAUUACAAAUAAUUUGAAAUUUCUACCUCUUAUCAUGCUUGUUCUUCUUAUAUCAAAGGCUGUGGGUGAUGCCUUCAAUGAAGGUUUGUAUGAAAUGCAAGCCCGCUUGAGGGGCAUUCCAUUACUUGAGUCAAAACCGAAAUACCACAUGCGGAAAAUGAAAGCAAAAGAAGCCUGCAGGAAUCAAAAGGUUGUCUACUUCCCUCGUGUUGUUAAAGUUGCAGAUGCAGUUUCCAUUUUGCGUAACAGCAAGCAUAAUGGGUUCCCUGUGGUAGAUCAAACAAAGAGCGGAGAGGCACUUGUAAUUGGACUUAUACUUCGUAGUUACCUAUUGGUGCUUCUUCAGUCUAAAGUAGAUUUCCAGCACAGCCAUUUGCCUUGUGCACUGAGAAGUGGAUCCAUACCAAUCAGGCACAACAUCACUGAAUUUGCAAAACCUGUCUCCAGUAAAGGGAUAUCCAUGGAUGAUAUUUUUCUUGGUCCAGAUGAUCUGGAGAUGUACAUAGAUCUUGCCCCUUUCCUGAACCCCUCUCCAUACAUUGUUCCUGAAGAUAUGUCUUUGGCAAAGGUGUAUUAUCUUUUUCGUCAACUAGGAUUGAGGCACAUAUUUGUUGUCCCUCGUGCUUCUCAUGUUGUUGGCUUGAUUACUAGGAAAGAUUUGUUAGUUGAGGAAAAUGAGGAUCCUAGUACAGUGGAGCUCUGGUCAACUAUUAUAAGAGCUCGUCAACAUGAUAAAAGAGUGAACAGAAGAAGAUCAGAAGUAGAGAAUCCACUUCUUGAUGGUCUUCUUGUCCAAGAGUGAGUAAUGAAGAAACAUUGUUGUCCUACCUUUCUUGAGGCUUAAUUCUUUCAAACUACCUCCAUACUAACUUUCCUAGGUUUAGCAGUCAUUUUAUGUGCAUUGUGUGCUCCUCCUUAACACAAAGGAGCUUAUAAACUGUACUUAUCUAAUUCUUGCAUUUUAUUAAUUUAGAUAUAGAUAUAAUAGUCAAAUAGGUCUUAAGGAACUAGGCACAAAAAUGUUGUUUUAAGGUCUGUGGUUUUGCUAUUUGUUCAUGGAGACACCUAGAGCGAGUUUUUUUCCCCUUCUUUGGGGAAGGAGGUGAGGGGGUUUUACUGUAUCAUUUUUUAUUGUAUCAAUACUCUCCACAAUUUAUCAUUAUUUUCUUAUUAGAAAGUUUGACUAUUUGAAAUUUUGUA
This is a messenger RNA of Nelumbo nucifera (sacred lotus), 3116 nucleotides long. Its product is annotated as chloride channel protein CLC-d-like. Gene Ontology annotation, biological process: chloride transport; transmembrane transport. Lineage: Eukaryota; Viridiplantae; Streptophyta; Magnoliopsida; Proteales; Nelumbonaceae. Gene Ontology annotation, molecular function: voltage-gated chloride channel activity. Gene Ontology annotation, cellular component: intracellular membrane-bounded organelle; membrane. The record is from RefSeq and is a predicted model, not a curated record.